Microbotryum saponariae is the source of this 1797-nucleotide messenger RNA. The record is from the annotation of a GenBank genome assembly. Lineage: Eukaryota; Fungi; Basidiomycota; Microbotryomycetes; Microbotryales; Microbotryaceae.
AUGCCUGCUUCCCCGCCUCGCGUGAUCGUGACCCGACUCCUGCCGGCGACGGCGACACAUCUUCUCAUCUGUGCUUCGCGACAGCGCCUCCUCGAACUGGUGCAAUGGCAGCACGACGAGACCUGUCCUCGAGCAUGGCUCAAGGAUGAAAUCGUCAAAGAGCACACCGUCGGUCUGGUCGCUACCUUGGGAGACAAGGUGAGUAGCCUCCUAAUCCUCGCGAGCAACUCGAUCAGGCCCGAGCCAGUCAAGUGGGGCCCAGCACCUUGCCCAAAACCAGAAUGGAGGGCCUCGUUCAAUCCAAUUUGUUGCGAAUCUUGUCCCCCGAGACGGAUGAUCUCUAGGAUGUUUUGGGUAGGAAAGGCGUGUGUGCUGAUCUCAAUGUUCUUAUACCUGGCCUGAAUAGAUUGAUGAGGACCUGCUCGCCGUCGGUGCGUCCGCUUUGAUGGCCUCCAACUUGGUGAAGCUCGCGCAGCGUUUUCCAGCUUCUGACCAGUCGACUGCUCGCCUUUAUUGUCACUACAGUCUCGAAGGAUCUGAAGGUGGUAUCGACGAUGUCAGCUGGAUACGACCAUGUGCAAGUCUCGGCUCUUCGGUCGCGGAGCAUCAAGCUGGGCACCAGUCAGUCCUGACGAAUUGUCACCCUUCAUCUCAAACCGCGUUCUGCACUCACCCGUAACUGGACCUGUCGUAGCACCGGACGCUUUGACCGACGCAACGGCUGAUAUCGGUGCCAUGUUGACAUUGAUGGCAACCCGACGAGCCGGCGAGGUCCGAGAUAUUUCCCGGCCCGGCCCCGCGCGGUGGAUCGCUUGCUGACGGCUAGCCUGGUUCUACCGCGGUUCUACCGCUAGUGUAGGCUUACCGAAACGUGAUUGAAGGGAAAUGGCCCACGAUGCCGUGGUCCCCCUUCCUCCUGUGUGGGAGUGGUCUUCAAGGGGUGGGUCUUAGAUGUCUCUCAGCCGCCAAACUCGGUGUAGAGCUUUGGGCUGACUUUUCUCCCUUCUUUCGCGUUGUCGUUGGCCCGUUCAUCGCAAAUACCCCGAAUCAGAAAACAAUCGGCAUCCUAGGGUUCGGUAGGAUUGGCCAAUUGACGCUCAAGCGUCUACUCGGAUUCUCUCCAGCAAAGGCACUGUACGCGACCUCCCGGCCCGGCUCACCGCCCAAUCAAGACUAUUACUCGCUCUUACCUCCGAACCCAAACAGCGCCGCGAUCGAACCAGCUGUCAAUAUAUUGCUGUUUCAUCCCACUGGUAUUCCCGAUUAUGAUUAGUUACUAGUUGUUGAUAUUAGUCGCCCCGCGCGUCUCGAGCCUGCCUCGCGCGCGCUCCCUUAGCGCUUAUCUUCUUUCUCCAACUAUCUUUACUAUCUUCAUCGGCUCUCGUACUUACGCACUUCGUGCCUCGGCCUCAGGUUAGUUACUGUGCAAUUCUCGAACUAUCUUUACUAUCUUCAUCGGCUCUCGUACUUACGCACUUCGUGCCUCGGCCUCAGUUCCUGAAACCAGCGACCUCGAUCAGAGACCUCGCCGAGCGCUCAAACAUCUUGAUCGUGACCUGCGCGUUGACCGAACAGACCAAGGGACUCGUCAGCACCGAGUUUUUGGGAUGGAUGAAGAAAGGUAGCUUCGUGAUCAACACCGCGCGAGGGCCCAUCGUCGAUAACGUUGACUCUCUGAACGGGUUAUCUGCGCUGCAGUGCAAUCGUCGCCACGGUCCGGCGACCCCGAAGCCGACUCCUGACCCCACUUGCCGAUCACACUGGGAUUCACCAGCCCUGCCAAAGCUUGGCAGAUGA